GCGGCUUCCAUUUUAUACCAUCUUCCACCUCUCUAAAAGGCCGAAAGCUAUUGCUCUGUUACGGAAGAGGUGAAGGUGCAAAAGAUGCGCGAAUACACCAAGAUAUCAGUAUAUGCUAUUCAGGCGCUGCUCCUUCUCUUCGGAGUGCUACAAUGCGCCGUGGGUGAUGAAGGAUACUGUUCAGUACCUAAUCAGAAGGCGGACUCGAACUCGCAACCUCUCUACUGGAAAGUAACGAACCCGACACUCUCCCCGGAGCAUCUUCAAGACUUACCUGGUUUCACUCGCAGUGUGAUUAAAAGAGACCAUGCUGUAAUUACACCUGAAAGUCAUGUAUUCAGCCCUCUACCAGACUGGACGAAUACCUUGGGAGCUUAUCUAAUCACACCAGCAAUGGGCUCGCAUUUUGUAAUGUACUUGGCAAAUAUGCAAGACAACUCAAAGUCAGCACUACCUCCACGGGAUGUUGAAAGGUUCUUGUUUGUGGUCAUGGGCACUGUGGUACUAUCAAAUGCGUCUGGAAUCAGCCACAGACUGCUUGUGGACUCGUUUGCAUAUCUACCUGCGAAUUUUGAACAUUCUCUCAAGUGUGACACAUCAGCCACCCUUGUUAUAUUUGAGCGAAGGUACUCAGUUUUGGAAAAACAUAUCUCUGAAUUGAUUGUUGGCUCAACGGACAAGCAGCCACUUCUUGAAACUCCAGGCGAGGUUUUUGAACUUCGGAAACUGCUGCCUGUCUCAGCUCCAUAUGACUUCAAUAUCCAUAUCAUGGAUUUCCAACCUGGAGAGUAUCUUAAUGUGAAGGAGGUACACUAUAAUCAGCAUGGCUUGUUGCUUUUAGAGGGACAGGGUAUCUAUCGCUUGGGUGACAGCUGGUACCCAGUUCAAGCGGGCGAUGUGAUUUGGAUGGCACCAUUUGUACCUCAAUGGUAUGCAGCACUUGGGAAAACCCGGUCACGGUACCUUCUAUACAAGGAUGUGAACAGGAAUCCACUGAAUUCAUAGACACUGGAAAACCGCCGGUCCAAAACCAGGUACUUGCUUUGGGGGGUUAUACAUAUGCAUUUUCAUUUGAAAAUGGAGAAUGGCUAUGUUGGUGCGAAUAAUAAGGCAAGAGAUGGAUUGACGGGCAUUUAUUAGAGCUGGGAAGUGUAUUUUCCCAUUCUAGUGUAGGUGUUGAGAUGGCUUGCUGCCUUCAAAGUAGAGGAGCAGAACCUGUGUUUUACUGAAUUUUUGUUUGUCUUAUUCGAAGUGAUGAUCUUUGUUGAUGUAGAACUAAAUGUAAAGGACCUAAUGCAAGUUAGAAUCUGCAAAGCUUUGGAUGUA
This is a messenger RNA of Magnolia sinica, 1326 nucleotides long. Its product is annotated as (S)-ureidoglycine aminohydrolase. Gene Ontology annotation, molecular function: ureidoglycine aminohydrolase activity. The transcript has 13 exons. The coding region runs from base 85 to 1005 and encodes 306 amino acids. Lineage: Eukaryota; Viridiplantae; Streptophyta; Magnoliopsida; Magnoliales; Magnoliaceae. The record is from RefSeq and is a predicted model, not a curated record.